Molecule: messenger RNA, 2710 nt
Organism: Bufo bufo (common toad)
Lineage: Eukaryota; Metazoa; Chordata; Amphibia; Anura; Bufonidae
Product: phosphomethylethanolamine N-methyltransferase-like
Exons: 12
Coding region: 756-2240 (494 amino acids)
Molecular function (GO): S-adenosylmethionine-dependent methyltransferase activity
Source: RefSeq, a predicted model, not a curated record
AUGGCCAAAACCCCCCUAAGAACUGCCUAGACCAGAUCUGCUUAUAUUGUGGAUAGCUCAGGAACUGAGGAUGCAGACAAUACUGUGGGUACAGACCAAACUCGGCUUCUGCCAGCUCUGUGCGAGCAACUCCCGUUUCCAUUAUCAGUGGAAAUCCACUGAAUGGCCCUACUAUACUGAAAGAAUAGGAAGAGAGGCUGAGACCAAUAAAAAAUGAGAAUGGCAGCAUUACACUGCUGGAUCACCAGGGUUGAGCUUUGUACUGUGCUGCCACAGCUCUACAUUCUUCACCCUUUCGGCCCCUACCCUGGCUUACUGCCACGUCUACUUUCCCCUUUACCCUCAGCUGUAUUUGCGUGGUCUCAUCGGCUUUUCACCGCCUGAGCGCCUGUUAACCAAUGAGCGCACAGGUGGGCGUUGCUAAAUCAAGGGCAAAGUUUCCGUGCGCUGUCUGUGACGUCACCGGUGCUGCUGUCCUUCUAGAGGUGGUGCACUCCUUCCUUUAUAAAUAGCUAACAUUGGUUUUAUCUCAUUUCCACGAAUCGUCGUGCGAAUGAGCCCUCGGGGUAAACGAUAUAAUAGAUACAGCCGGAGCUUCAGCCGCACCAGAGUGGCUAUACACACAGUGAUAGCUACUGUACUAGAUAGAUAUAUAGAGAGAGUGAGAGUAAUUAUAGAUUGCGCUGCGUAUAUAGACGUUUAUAUCUUCUGAUUGUGGUUUCCAUCCUGUGACGUGUUAUUCUGCAGCAAGAAGCAUGGCCGAUGAGGUGAGACAAACAAUGACUCAGUUUUGGGAAGAGCAUUCACGAGAUGCAACAGUAGAAGAGAUGAUGCUUGACUCAAGUGCUGAGCUCUUAUCCAAAGAAGAGAAGCCAGAGAUCAUCUCAUUGUUGCCAUGUUUAGAUGGAUUAAAUGUCCUAGAGCUUGGAGCUGGGAUAGGUCGCUUUACAGGACACCUGGCCAAGUUGGCAAGCCAAGUAACAGCAGUGGACUUCAUGCAGAACUUCAUUGACAAGAAUCGUGAAGACAAUAGUCAUCGUGGAAACAUUACCUUUCUACAAGCUGAUGUCACUGUUUUGGACUUUCCCAAUAACAGUUAUGACUUCAUCUUCUCAAAUUGGCUCUUCAUGUAUCUGACUGAUGUAGAAUUAGCAGCCCUGACACAAAAGAUGUUGGGAUGGCUUAGACCUGGUGGCUAUCUCUUUUUUAGAGAGUCCUGCUUUUAUCAGUCAGGGGAUUCCGAACGAACAUUUAACCCCACGGUUUACCGUACACCUGCUCAGUAUAAUCACCUUGUUACAUCAGUCACCUCAAAGUCUGGAGACAACGGUUUUGAUAUUGUGAUGUCAAAGUCUGUGCAGACAUAUAUAAAGAUAAAGAAGAAUCAAAACCAAGUUUGCUGGAUGUUGCAGAAGGUCUCACGGGAUGCUGACGGGCACCAGGGUUAUGUGACAUUCCAGCAGUUCCUUGACAACCAGCAGUAUUCUCGGAGAGGAAUACUCAGAUAUGAGAAGAUAUUUGGAGAUGGCUUUGUGAGCACUGGAGGGCUGGAAACCACUAAGGAGUUUAUUGCCAUGCUAAACCUUGUUCCUGGUCAGCGAGUCAUUGAUGUGGGCUGUGGCAUUGGAGGAGGAGACCUCUAUAUGGCUAAGACCUAUGGGGUAGAAGUCCUAGGGAUGGACCUGUCAUCUAACAUGGUGGAAAUUGCCAUGGAGAAAGCUGUCAAGAAGAAAACUCCACAGGUGCAGUUUGAAAUAGGAGAUGCCACAAGAAGGAUCUUUCCUGAAGCAUCAUUUGAUGUGGUUUACAGCCGAGACACCAUUCUGCACAUCAAUGAUAAGGGAGCGCUUUUCAAGAAAUUCUAUUCCUGGCUGAAACCUGGAGGGAAACUCUUAAUCACAGAUUACUGUUGCGGUGAUCAGCCUUGGUCUCCAAUGUUUGAGGACUAUGUGAAACAGAGAAGCUAUAUUCUGUACACACCUGAAGAGUAUGGACAGUUUUUGCAGAAAGUUGGUUUUGUUAAGGUUCAAGCUUUGGAUCGGACAGAACAGUUUGUACAAGUUCUGAAAAAGGAGCUUAAACGUACACAAGAGAAAAAGCAGGAGUUCCUAGAGAGCUUUUCAGAAGAGGAUUAUAACUACAUUAUUGAAGGCUGGAAGGAAAAACUUCAUCGCUGUAGCCUAGGGGAUCAGCGUUGGGGCCUGUUCCUAGCAGAGAAACCACUGGACAUCAUGUCUUAACUGUUGGCUUCUUCUUUUUGCUGGGCCAAAAACCUUAAUGGGGUAUUCAGGUUGUAACAAGGUUGAUCACGAGAAAAGGGACCCCACCAGGUUGAGCAUGCGGAAUUCUGCUACAUUCAUCUUUGGGAAUUCUGUAAAUACGGUAGCUGAUUGCUGUACUCUUUUUCUGGAACUCCCAGAGAUUUGACUGGAUCAGCAGUGUUAUGCACAUCCUGACUCUCCAUUCAUUUUGGUGGUCCCCACGAGAUACCCAUUCUCGUGAUGGAUAUUGGUCCCAGUAGUAGAACCCCCCACCGAUCUGAUAUCUUCUGUGAAAGGGGGAUAAUUUGCUACAAACGGAAUACCCCUUUAACCUUAAAGAGGACCUUUCAUGUGUCCAGACAUUAUAAAAAUAAGUAGCAAGUUAUAUAAGGCAUAAAGCAGGGAUCUAAUAGCGCUUACUAUUUUUCCUGGGCGUUGCUCCGUUCGCC